AUGGAACACUGCUGGGCAGGAGGAUACAACAGGUUGAGGCCACUGAGCUACAGAGGAGCUGAUGUGUUCCUAAUGGCCUUCUCCCUCACCAGCAGAGCUAGCUACGAGAACAUUCACAAGAAGGUAAUGGCACUCUUAAGUGGUUUUGCUGGAGUAUACACCGAGGCCAUAAUGAAGAAGCGUCCCUCAAGAAAUAUAAAUGUUCAGAAUUUCUGGUUAUAUGUUUUUGGUAUGGCUUUCAACGCUGUUGCAAUACUGAUCCAGGAUUUUGAUGCAGUCAUGAACAAGGGAUUCUUCCAUGGAUACUCAUUUGUUACUAUUCUCAUGGUUCUCAACCACGCACUAAGUGGGCAAGCAGUGUCCAUGGUUAUGAAGUAUGCAGACAACAUUGUAAAGGUAAAACAUACUUGUCGCCCUUGGGAAUAUGAUGUCUAG
Linum trigynum is the source of this 435-nucleotide messenger RNA. The record is from the annotation of a GenBank genome assembly. Lineage: Eukaryota; Viridiplantae; Streptophyta; Magnoliopsida; Malpighiales; Linaceae.